GUCACUGCCGGUCCCUCGGCGGGCGGGCGGGACGCGAUGGCGCUGUGCCCGGAGCUGGAGUGCUCGCUGUCGCUGCUGGAGCCGGGCGGCGGCCGGGCCGAGCAGCAGCAAGAGCAGCAGCGAGAAGGGCAGGCGGGCGCGGCCCCCAUGCCCAUGGUGUUCAUGUGCUCCGGCUGCAGGCGGCCCGUGGGCGACACGUCGAGCUGGGUGUUCAAUGACGAGGAGGGCGGCUGCAUCCUGCUGCGCAGUGCGGCCGCCAGCGUCGCCGUGGACCCGGAGCGGAAGGUCUCCAAGCUCCCCGGCGAGUGCGGAUGCAUGGUAGAAACCUUAUUCUGCUCUGGCUGCUCAAGGACACUUGGCAGCAUCUACAGGUGCACCUCAAGGCAUCUCGACUACAAGAGAGAUUUGUUCUGUUUCAGUAUUGACUCUGUUGAAAGCUAUAUUCUAGGAACCCCGGAAAAGCAAGCUGUUCUUGAUGAGGAACCUCUUACUCUUGAAAGUCGAGCUGUCUUGCAAGAGGUGCUGCAAAGGGUAGAUACCAUAUUCAAAGCUCUGGAGACAAGACUGACCACUAUUGAGUCCCGUGUGGCUGCUCUGCAUAGCCUUAGCUUCACUCAUGCUCAAAGACAGGAAUGACUCAAUAACUAUAUGGAGUGGUUUGUUUGUUUGGUGGGGGUUAUUUUGCAAGGUCAGGGCUAAAAUACGAUGUAAAAAGGGGCUUUUUUUUCAGCAUUAGAUACAAUUCUUUUGCACGAGGUGUUGAAGGUCAGCUGUUUUACAGCUUCAAAAGGAGGAAGCCAAACCAGGCUGGUGGUGGCUUUAAGCAAGGCUUGGUAUAAGUUUGAGCAAUUUAUUCAGCAGUUUUUUUGUGUUAAUGCAGAUAUUUCAGUUGUGUUUGUUUUCUGUGCAUUUGGCUAAUUGUCAGUGUUUCUCACACAGUAUGACUGUCCCACCUCGUGUUUUUCAAUAAAAGCAAGCACUUGUAGUAUAAAGCAAGAAUAAUCUCAAAAA
Corvus hawaiiensis (hawaiian crow) is the source of this 1011-nucleotide messenger RNA. RefSeq names its product MIS18 kinetochore protein A (gene MIS18A). Gene Ontology annotation, biological process: CENP-A containing chromatin assembly; chromosome segregation. Gene Ontology annotation, cellular component: chromosome, centromeric region; nucleus; chromatin. The coding region runs from base 37 to 636 and encodes 199 amino acids. NCBI's taxonomy places the organism in Eukaryota, Metazoa, Chordata, Aves, Passeriformes, Corvidae. The transcript is spliced from 6 exons. The record is from RefSeq and is a predicted model, not a curated record.